Molecule: messenger RNA, 180 nt
Organism: Racocetra persica
Lineage: Eukaryota; Fungi; Glomeromycota; Glomeromycetes; Diversisporales; Gigasporaceae
Source: the annotation of a GenBank genome assembly
AAUUAUUAUCUCCAGCAAUGCGAAAAAAAAAUUAUUGACCCAUCUACAAAAAAUAAAUGGCCCGAAUCACUUGAAUAUAUGCAGUGUAGAAUUGAAGAUAUAAUUAUUCCAGAUGGGUUUGCCAAUACAGCAUCGGGAUGUUUUGUUAUAAAUAAAGCACUAAAUGAGACAUUAGGAUAG